Molecule: messenger RNA, 1512 nt
Organism: Manis javanica (Malayan pangolin)
Lineage: Eukaryota; Metazoa; Chordata; Mammalia; Pholidota; Manidae
Source: RefSeq, a predicted model, not a curated record
GCCACGACGCGCAGCGCGCCCUGGGAGCGAGCGCGGCGGCCCGCAGCAGGCUGAGCGGCCAGCCCCUGUCCGCGUCGCCCCUUCUCGCGCGCUCUCUGUCUUUGGUUGCCAAAGCUCUGGGCUUUGUCAGCGAGUUAACAAGUUAAAAAUCCCGACUAAGCAAACCAAAGAGCUGACACAGGAUCUCGCCAAGCCCAUCCUCCAUCCACCUGUUCGAGAAUGCUGCGCAAACUAGAGGAGGUUUGCGUCUCAUGGCUCUCUGUACGCAACCCUCCUGGCGUGGACACGUUCCCACAUUUUCUGGCGUGAAGGGUCAGAGGGCGCGCCACUGCGCAGGCGCACGGAGGCGAGGCCGCGGCCGCGAUGUGCGAGGCGCGCAGCCCUGAGGAGACCUGCCGGCACAUGGGAACUAAAGAAGAAUUUGUGAAAGUCAGAAAGAAGGACUUGGAAAGGCUGACAACUGAAGUGAUGCAAAUCCGGGACUUCUUACCCAGAAUACUAAAUGGAGAAGUAUUGGAAAGCUUCCAGAAGUUAAAAAUCAUAGAAAAAAACCUGGAAAGGAAAGAGCAAGAAUCAGAGCAACUGAAAAUGGACUGUGAACACUUCAAAGCUCGCCUGGAGACUGUGCAGGCUGACAGCAUUCGAGAAAAGGAGGAGAAAUUGGCUCUUAGACAGCAGCUGAAUGAAGCAAAGCAGCAACUCCUGCAGCAGGCGGAAUAUUGUACAGAAAUGGGAGCGGCAGCUUGCACCCUCCUGUGGGGCGUCUCCAGCAGCGAGGAAGUUGUGAAAGCCAUUUUGGGAGGUGAUAAAGCUUUGAAGUUCUUCAACAUUACUGGCCAAACAAUGGAGAGUUUUGUGAAGUCACUGGACGGGGAUGUCAAAGAGCUUGAUUCUGAUGAAAAUCAGUUUGUUUUUGCUUUGGCCGGAAUAGUAACAAACGUUGCUGCCAUAGCCUGUGGUCGUGAAUUCCUGGUUAACUCCAGUCGGGUGCUCUUGGACACCAUACUGCAGCUUCUGGGGGACCUGAAGCCAGGACAGUGUACCAAACUCAAAGUGUUAAUGCUGAUGUCCCUGUACAAUGUGAGCAUCAAUUUGAAAGGCUUGAAGUACAUCAGUGAAAGUCCAGGGUUCAUCCCUCUGCUGUGGUGGCUUUUGAGUGAUCCAGAUGCAGAGGUGUGUCUUCACGUAUUGCGACUCGUCCAGUCUGUGGUUCAGGAACCGGAAGUCUUCUCCAAGUUGGCCUCUGAGUUCCGGAGCUCCCUGCCACUGCAGCGCAUCCUGGCCAUGUCCAAGAGCCGCAACCCCCACCUGCAGACUGUGGCCCGGGAGCUGCUAGAAGACCUCCGUGCUCUGGAGCGUGACAGGACAUUGCACCCCCUCUCCAGCCCAAGCUGCUUCCCCACAUUUGCCCUCUUCGUUGGCUUCUCCCGCACUGGGCUGGGGCCCCUCUGCUCCAAGGAUGUGGGGGGGGCCAUCCUUCGGCUGGCACAGCGGCUGCCCUGUCCUCCAUGA